Molecule: messenger RNA, 3067 nt
Organism: Stylophora pistillata
Lineage: Eukaryota; Metazoa; Cnidaria; Anthozoa; Scleractinia; Pocilloporidae
Product: complement factor B
Biological process (GO): proteolysis; complement activation
Cellular component (GO): extracellular region
Molecular function (GO): calcium ion binding; serine-type endopeptidase activity
Source: RefSeq, a predicted model, not a curated record
GCCAAAGCUAAAGGAAGUCUGAAAUCCUCACGUUUCUGAAAAAUCUGAUUGCAGAAAGUGGGUUUGUUCUUUACUCUACGCGUCAACGACUCGGAUCAUUCAGUAGCAGCGAUAAUACAGAAGAUGAUAUUUACUACGUCCGUGUCUGUUAUCGGCAUAAUCUUCUUUUCAGGAUGCUUUGCAAACAACGUUAUUGCAGGAACGCCCUGUGCAUCCAAUGCCUCUAAUAUUUGUUAUCACGGCUCACAAUGUGUGGAAGAAAACAUUACUAGUACAGGAUUCAAAUGCCUUUGUGUUCCUGGCUAUACUGGUCAACGCUGCGAAGUGGACAUCGACGAGUGUGAUUCCAAACCAUGUCAGAAUGGGGGAAGAUGCGAAGACGGUGUCAAAAAAUUCACGUGUACUUGUGCACGAGGUUUCACCGGAGCGACAUGCGAGAGGAGAAGUAAGGAGUGCACUGACCCUCCAGGUAUAUCGAAUGGGAGGGUUAGAUCGUCAAAGACAAUUGCCGUGUACGUUUGUAAUUCUGGGUAUAAGACCAUUGGGAUUCGCGUGAUCAGAUGUAGAAAUAAUAAGUGGACUGGAAGUCCACCCACAUGUCAGCGAGGCUCAAAACCUCAGUCAUGUACAACACCCAGAAGAAUCCGACAUGGAGAUUUUAAGCCACAUGAAGACGAUUACCUAGUCGGUACCACUGUCACUUAUUUCUGUAGAGACAAUUACCGGCUCAGAGGAAGUGCUUCAGUGACUUGUACCAACAACAGAAACUGGUCACCCAAACAACUUCCUAGAUGUAUAAAAAGAGCAAAGUGUAAGGAUCCAGGCUCUCCCGAACACGGUCGCCGAGACGGAAGUUUGUUUCUACUGGGAACUCAGGUUCGUUUUUCCUGUGAUGACGGGUAUGAGCUUGUUGGUCUUAAUUCACUUCAAUGUGUUCCGUUGUGCAGCUCAUGCAGGACAGUACGAUGGAAUGGAACAACUCCAACGUGCGAAAAAAAUGAUCCGUUGAGAGGUUUGAAAAGGGUCGCAGAUAGACUCCGUGAACACUUCAUCGACAAACUGAGCUGGAUGACAACCGACAGUUUGGCAAGAGCAGGGUUGUCCUCGGGAGCCGGAGGCCUCGAUCUGGUGUUCAUAUUCGAUAGCUCGGCAAGCGUCGGUAGUGCGAACUUUAAAAAAGGAGUUGAAUUCGCCAAAACGAUCAUUGAAGAGUUUGGUAUAUCGGCAUCUCAAAUGGGAACAAGAGUUGCUGUUGUUACAUUUAGCUCGACAGCUAAAGUAAUUUUUAAUCUGAAAACGAAUGCAAUGGCUAACAAAACAGAGGCUAUAAGGACUCUCGAGAACUUAGACUUCAUCGCCGGUGGUACUGCUACACGCCUUGCGUUGAAUAAGACCAUUGAGGAAAUCGUUCCCGAAGCCCGAAAAGACAGCAAGCGGGCUUUGUUCCUCAUAACUGAUGGCAGGUCCAAUAUAGGUGGUGAUCCCAGCGCAGAUGCUGUGAUACUACGUGACUUCCAGAAGUUUGAAAUCUACGCUAUUGGCGUAACAGACAGCGUGGAUGAAAAAGAACUGCGCAGCAUUGCUUCUGAACCCUUCAGAACGCAUGUCUACCUUCUCAAGGACUUUGAUGACUUUGCCAAGCUUAAACAGCUGAUCAGUGCCAAAGGGAAUGAUUACAGUGAAUGUGGCAUUGCAGGAGAUACUCAGCUGAGAAAUGACGAUGAUGAAAACUUCCGCUUUGUCGGUGGAAGGGAGGCCAAGCCAGGUGCCUGGCCUUGGCAAGCAGCUAUCUACGUGAAGGGUAAUUUCCGGUGUGGUGGUGCACUUAUCAAAGGGAACUGGGUUCUAACUGUGGCGCACUGCUUUUUCUACGAUGGGACUGUGAAACCGAAAGAUGUUGUCGUAAGGAUGGGAGAACACAACCGAUUCAAAGAAGAAGGUGCUGAGCAGAAUAUUAGAGCAAAGAAGCUUAUCUUGCAUCCCAAUGCGACCCGGGGGAACUUACACGUAGGAGAUGACUUAGCUUUGAUUCGCCUUAAGCACCCAGUGAAAUUCUCACCGUUGGUAAGAACUGUGUGUCUCCCGGAACCCACGGACGUGUUCUACGUCAGACCAAAAAAACCGUGCGUGGUGGCCGGUUGGGGAUCUUCUCAAAAGGUUUCGCCGGAUGAUUUAGCAGGCCCACCGAAUGAAGUCCUGCAACAAAUUCAAAUAAAAUUCGUAUCCCAGCGCGAUUGCCGUGAAAAUGCCACCAAUGCUGUAGCAAUAACAGAAAACGUUGUCUGUGCUGGUGAUGCUUCAGGAAAGAAAGAUGCAUGCAAAGGGGACAGUGGUUCGCCUCUUGUGCUCAGACGUUCCCUCGAUGACAGCUGGGCGGUGAUUGGUUUAUCGAGCUGGGGAGAUGGGUGUGCCACGAAAGGAAAAUACGGUGUGUAUACGCGACUGAAAAGUCAUUUGCGCUGGAUAAAACGGAAGACAAACAGAAAAAAUGGGAAUGGGAAGAAGAACAAAGAUUAGAGAGAAGCGUUCUCAACGGAGAGUAGGAAAGGGGGGGGGGGAAAGAUUCCCCUUUACGAACGUACAUGGGUAAGACUUAGAUAUUUUAAGAACUAAGUACGCUGCAGUCUUUCUUUUAGAAAAGAUUUCUCCUGAAGAUCGGUCUUUAUUUAUCGCCCCCCGGGGGGAGUCACUUAGGGUUAGUAUUCUAAUGAUCUUCCUCAUUGGCGGUCAAUUCUCUAAAGUCCUUCUUUAGACUCUGGUAACGACGAUUAACCAACUCCCCCCUUCCGUUUUCCUUCGAUGUGACCCCCCUAAAGUGUUUUACCCCCCCCUCCCCACGCCCAGGCGAUAGAUAACGACUGGUCCCUCAGAUAGUUCUUAGUGCCUGAUUUAGUUUCAUGAACAGGAGUGGCUAACUCUUACGAUAAACUCGUUAAUACUAAUAUCCACCGGUAAAACACAGUUAACUACAGUAGUUUUUCUGAAACUGUCAUUGUAUAGUUUAGUUUGCAGAUGAAUAAAGAACAUUGGAGUAAUGGGAGGCUUAUUUCCUGUGAAAAAACUGUCA